AAUUACUUGUGGGUGUGCUGCCAACCUUGAUUUGCCUGCAUUUGCUUGGACGAAUUGUAGCUCUUGCGCACCGCAUGCUCCGACCCGCACAAGCCCGACGAACGACCAGCUCUUGCUGUUGAGCCCUUACGAACUGCAGUGCCGAACAGCGGUGGCCACUGUUCGUGCACCUCCCCUGACGAACGACGACCGCAGCGAAAGACCGGACGACGACGACGACUUCAAGCCGCCCCCGCCGGAAGGCAUGCAGGCAUCGGCGCACUACCCAUCUAGUUUUCAGUCCGCUCUUCAGCGCGAUCGCACGUUCUUCCUCCGUACGGACGAGCCCCUGUUCGCACGGCCAUGCGAGUGUGCGGAUUGCGGUGACUCUUUCUUUUCAGAGGAGGAGCAGAGGUACGAUAGAUUCAUUUAUAAGGGACGCAUCUCAAAUGGCGAGGCGAAAGCGAUCAUUGCGGAGCAUCUUUCCCAAAUCACUCGGGACCGCGCCUUCCUUCUGGAGCAGUGCAGCUCACGCGGAGACCAAAUCGUAACCAGAUGGAAAAAGCGCACCCAACAAAAGCGGGCAGCACUCCUGCUUCAGGCGGACCCCGAUCUUUGUAAAGAACAGUUCUUCAUCCCCCGGCUUUCGUACUCGGGCGCGCAUUGGAGAGAGACCCGCAAGCUUCGCAAAACGUAUCUUCUUCCCUACCUCAGUGUGGAAGCCCUGGCGAAGAGCAUUAGCAGCAGCGAAAUCACGUACGAGAAGAAGAAGGGUCUCCCGGAGGUGACAGAUGCAUAUUUUAGCGAAGACCCUCUCUACUGGUGCCUCGUACAGCUUCAAGGGCCACCGGACGCGCAGACACGCUUUGAUUACCCAAUGUUAUUUGACUUUCUCGAUGACCAUCUCGCAAAGUCGUCAAAGGAAGAGCGCUCUAGGUUGGACGCAAUGCUGUACGAGAAGUUAUCAGAUUUCUCUGUCAUUUUGGAAAUGCUCGUAACGAUUCGGCUUUCUUGACCGAGGAACAGCAACAGGACACUGACCGAAGCCACGUCACACGAUGACCGACGGGCGUGGAGAAACAUCAAAUCUCGGGUCCCGAAUCCCGGCCAUGUAGGCACUGCCAAAGCUCUGCAAGUCUUCUACAAGACAACAUUGCCUGGUGGCGGGAAAGACAAAGCUUGGCUUGAUGGC
This is a messenger RNA of Trematosphaeria pertusa, 1171 nucleotides long. RefSeq lists its product as uncharacterized. The transcript has a single exon. NCBI's taxonomy places the organism in Eukaryota, Fungi, Ascomycota, Dothideomycetes, Pleosporales, Trematosphaeriaceae. The coding region runs from base 245 to 994 and encodes 249 amino acids. The record is from RefSeq and is a predicted model, not a curated record.